Molecule: messenger RNA, 870 nt
Organism: Botrytis sinoallii
Lineage: Eukaryota; Fungi; Ascomycota; Leotiomycetes; Helotiales; Sclerotiniaceae
Exons: 5
Coding region: 1-870 (289 amino acids)
Source: RefSeq, a predicted model, not a curated record
AUGCCGUCGCAAUAUCCAUCGAUUCAGAGUUUUUUCCGAAAGGAGGUUAAGGGGGAUGAAGGAAUGUCUGCUUUGAAUGUGGUGGGUAACUCGAGCUUGCAGGGGAGGGGAGGAAGUGCACAGGGUGAUGGGUUUGGUAGGGAUGGUGGUGUAGUAGAGAGGGGUGGGAAAGAUGGGGAAGAUGAAUUUGGAGAUGGAUUUACGGAAGAAGAACUACAUGAGGCAAUGGAUCCUUUGGCUAAAAGUGGGAAUCCGAGUAGAGAGUAUGAGAGACCAAAAGCAGUUACUUUCAUAGGUAGAGUGGUCAGUUUCGCGACAAUUAUUGGUAAAAGUGCCAACAACCAAGAGCUAGGGGAUGGCAUUAUGUUGGUGUUAGAGGAGAAGGUGGUGUUGUUUUCGGUGAGUGAUAAAACUAUUUUUCGCAAACCAAUCUUUAACCCCCUCAAAUUAGGUCAACUGCUCUCAAUUGGACAGCCUUCUUAUCUGAUACUUCGAAAGCCGAUGGUGCAUCAUCAGCUGGGUAUUCUCGUUUGCGCAAAUUUAUUUCCUGGUCGCAAUACGAGUGAUCAUUUGAUGAUUCAUACUCAUUCCGGGUGCUGCGACGUUGUCGUAUUCCUUUUCGGUUACAUUAAGGGCGAACCAUUACCUGGGCUUAUGACAUUGGAAGCUUAUCUAAAUGGAGGAUAUGAUGGAGUUCUAGAUGUGAAAUUACUCGUUUGGUGUAAAGAUGAUACUCUUCGACCAUACUGGCGAACAAAAAUGAAAUGUUGGUCGGAUUUGAUCGAGAGUGUGAAAGAAUGGAUACCAGGAAAAACUAUCCUACUCGUUUCUAUCCAAUGCAUAAGCUUGAUUAUGGAGGCAAAAGAAUAA